AUGAAGAAAUGUACAGUAGUAAAUCUGGACAAGUUUAUUGAUGAUUUCACUCAUCUGGAACAGAAAAUUACAGAGCUCAAGGGUAAAAACAACAUAUUGGAGAUCAAGUUGGAUGAGACCAACAGAGUUCUGAAAUUUUCUCAGACCAAAGAGAAGUGCUUGAUUGAGGAGAGAGAUGGGAUGUUGGAGACAGUGAAGGGACUCCAGCAGACUCUACUGCAGCAGUGUGACCUCAGAGUGGAGAAUGAAAAGUUGAAAAGCACUGUGUCAGACCUGAAAAGGCAGAGUGAUAGGACAGUAGAGGAGCGGGAAGCUGAGAUUCAGAGGCUGGUGGCAGAGAUGAGAGCUGUGGGAGAGAGAUAUCAGAAGGAGUUGGAAUCUCUGAGAGACCAGUGCAGGAGAGGGGUGGAGGACACUCACAGAGAAACACAGAGCAAACUUGAGGCGAAAGAUGCAGAAUGGAAAGAGGCCCUGGAGAGGAAGGAGUCAGAUAUGGCAGAGAUGAGAAGGAGAUUGAGGGACCAGGAGAGAGAGAGGCAAAGUGAAAUAUUAAAGUUACAAAUGGAGUUUGGUGCUAAGCUUGCCAGGGUGCAGAGUACCACACAGAGGAUCCAGCAGCAGCCCCAGGGCUCAGGUCUUUUACCUCAGAACAUCUUCAAACGGAAGUUCCAGUUCCUUCAGGAGGAGAAGAACAGAGAGGUUGAGGCCCUGCGCCAGAGAAUCAAGGAAUUGGAGAAGCAGCACGCCAGCGGAUUCAGUGACUCCCGUCUAAAGAGAAAGAAGAUUUAGCAUAUUUAAAAUAUGCAGGAGUGAAAUUCAUCUACAGUAGUGCCUUUGUAUUCUUUUUGGUAUAGUGUUCCUGGUGUUUGCUCUCAAACAGUAGUUGGGUCAUUCUACGAAAUGAGUGCUUUUUCAUUGUUUAAAUAGAAAUUGUGCACCAAUAUUGAAUUUUAAAAGCCUGUUAUAUUAAUUGAAGUGCCCUUUAAUAUAGACCACAUGGAGAAUUCAAUAAAUCAGAUUUUUUUUUUUACGAGUAAAGACUUGCACCCUCCGUGAGUUCUAUGAAAAUUUUUAAUCCACUUAUUCUCAACAUUUCGGCACAUUUUCACCAUCAUUG
This is a messenger RNA of Oncorhynchus masou masou (cherry salmon), 1117 nucleotides long. RefSeq names its product coiled-coil domain-containing protein 152-like. Lineage: Eukaryota; Metazoa; Chordata; Actinopteri; Salmoniformes; Salmonidae. The transcript is spliced from 8 exons. Bases 1 to 789 code for a protein of 262 amino acids. The record is from RefSeq and is a predicted model, not a curated record.